CCACCUAGCAGAGAGACGCAUCGCUUUCCCACUGAAGCAGAGACACGCUUCCCGUCUCUCAUCCGCUAGCUUGACCUCCGUUCUUCCAUGUCUUUCACGCCGGCCACGCGCUGCUGCACUAGCAGCAGGCUAAUUAAAGCUGGUGGGUGCUCCAUCGAUCGGCCAUGGUGGGGUCGCCGGUGAAUCGGCUGGCGCGACUGGCGAUCGCUAGGCCGCUGGAGAAGGCCGGGCUGGUGUGCGUCCUCGCCGCGACGGCUGCGCUGCUGCUGCUGCUCCGGCUGGGCUGCCCCGCGUCGCCCAAGAAACUCUGGUCGCCGUCGGCAGUGGUGGAGGAGUGCGACUUUUUCGACGGGAAGUGGGUGUGGGACGACAAGUACCCGCUCUACGAGUCCAAGGACUGCCCCUUCGUCGACGCCGGGUUCCGGUGCUCGGAGAACGGCCGCCCCGACACGGCCUACACCAAGUGGCGGUGGCAGCCGUCGCGCUGCGAUCUCCCCAGAUUCGAUGCUAAAAGCAUGCUCGAGAGGCUACGAAACAAGAGGGUGGUUUUCGCUGGCGAUUCGAUUGGACGGAACCAGUGGGAGUCUCUGCUUUGCAUGCUCUCUGCUGGUGUUUCAGACAAGAGCUCCAUCUACGAGGUUAAUGGCAAUCCCAUCACAAAGCACAUGGGCUUCUUGAUCUUCAAGUUUAGAGACUACAAUUGCACCGUGGAGUAUUACAGGUCUCCUUUUCUAGUCCCACAAGGCCGUGCACCGGCUGGAGCCCCCAAGGCUGCCACCAGCACGGUUCGGGUGGAUGUCAUGGACUGGAUGUCUGACCGCCGCCGGGGUAAGUGGGGUGAGGCUGAUCUGUUGAUCUUCAACAGCGGGCAUUGGUGGACCUACGAGAAAACAAUCGGAUCGGGAUCCUAUUUCCAAGAAGGGGACGAGGUGAAGAUGGAUAUGACUGUUAGCGAUGCUUAUGGGAGAUCGAUACGAGCAUUGUUCGAUUGGCUUCAGAAAGAAGUUGACACAAGCAAGACCCAGACGAUCUUCCGUACAUAUGCUCCUAGGCACUUCAGCGGUGGUGGCUGGAACAAUGGAGGGAGAUGUCAAUUGGAAACUCUUCCAUACGUCACAACACCCAAGUCAGUGGAGCAAUGGGCCGACAUGCUCAAGCCCGUGAAUGAUGUUCUAGGGAACGACAAAAGGCCCAAGUUUCCUGGGCUAGAUAUAUUGAACGUGACGCAGAUGACGGCCCAACGAAAAGACGGUCACCUCUCAGUUUUUUCAAGUCCUUUCAGGCAGGACCAAAACAACGGGACAUCAGAGACCCAGAAAUUGGAGGAUUGUAGCCACUGGUGCUUGCCUGGAAUCCCUGAUACCUGGAACGAGCUUCUGUACGCCGUAUUCAUGAGAAGACAGAUGAUAUCGGACCAAAAUGUCCCCCUUUCUGCCUGAAGAACGUACUCUGAACGCUGACAGGGGAAAUGCCUACUUGAAGGGCAAAAGGCCUGGCUUGCAAAAUCUGAAUUAUUACACCAUCAAUUUUGAUCCGUUAAAGGAAAAUUGGUCACUUAUACUCA
Messenger RNA from Brachypodium distachyon (stiff brome), 1564 nucleotides. RefSeq names its product protein trichome birefringence-like 11. The coding region runs from base 165 to 1439 and encodes 424 amino acids. Gene Ontology annotation, molecular function: O-acetyltransferase activity. Gene Ontology annotation, cellular component: Golgi apparatus. The record is from RefSeq and is a predicted model, not a curated record. Lineage: Eukaryota; Viridiplantae; Streptophyta; Magnoliopsida; Poales; Poaceae. The transcript is spliced from 4 exons.